This is a messenger RNA of Gekko japonicus, 1335 nucleotides long. Its product is annotated as cytochrome P450 3A9-like. The transcript is spliced from 12 exons. The record is from RefSeq and is a predicted model, not a curated record. Gene Ontology annotation, biological process: steroid metabolic process; oxidative demethylation. NCBI's taxonomy places the organism in Eukaryota, Metazoa, Chordata, Lepidosauria, Squamata, Gekkonidae. Gene Ontology annotation, molecular function: heme binding; testosterone 6-beta-hydroxylase activity; oxidoreductase activity, acting on paired donors, with incorporation or reduction of molecular oxygen, reduced flavin or flavoprotein as one donor, and incorporation of one atom of oxygen. Bases 64 to 1335 code for a protein of 423 amino acids.
GAUCUCCUGCCUGCGUUUUCCCCUGAGACGUGGUUACUCCUCACAGUCCUCCUGGGCCUUAUAAUGCUAUACGGAGUAUGGCCGUUUCGUGUGUUCAAGAGAUUGGGGAUUCCGGGCCCCACGCCAGUACCUUUCUUUGGCACUGCCUUCAACUACCGCCAUGGUUUUGUGCAGUUUGAUAACAUGUGCCACAAGAAAUAUGGGAAAAUCUGGGGAUAUUAUGACGGCCGGCAACCUGUGUUAGCCGUAAUGGAUCCCACCAUCAUCAAAACUGUACUAGUGAAAGAGUGCUACGCCAACUUCACCAAUCGCCGGAAUAUAGACUUGGUGGGAAUGCUGGAUCAAGCUGUGUCAAUAGCAAAGGACGAGCAGUGGAAAAGGAUUCGCACCGUCCUGUCGCCGACCUUCACCAGCGGGAAGCUGAAGGAGAUGUUCCCCAUUAUAAAAAACUACGGGGAAGUUCUUGUGCAGAACGUGCAGAAGAAAGUGGAAAGGGACGAGCCCAUCGAGGUGAAAGAGAUCUUUGGUGCUUACAGCAUGGACGUCGUCACCAGCACCUCGUUCGGGGUGAAUAUCGACUCCCUGAACAACCCCAAAGACCCUUUUGUCAAGGAGAUCAGGAAGAUGACCAAGUUUAACUCUUCUGACCCACUCAUCAUUCUGUCAGUCAUGUUCCCAUUCCUCACCCCUAUUCUUCGGUUAAUGAAGGUGAACCUCUUCCCUAACGAUGCUCUAGAUUUCUUCUCAAGAUCAGUUCGGAAAAUAAGGGAAGAGCGGCAGAAAGAAGGCAAAGGGGACCGGGUGGAUUUCCUGCAGCUGAUGAUCGACUCCCAAGGAGAAAACAGCAACGGCGCCAACGGCCAUCAGCAGAGCAAUGGGGUGGAUCACUCAUUCAAAGGCUUGACCGACGCUGAGGUUCUGGCCCAAGCCGUCAUCUUUAUUUUCGCCGGAUAUGAGCCGUCCAGCAGUUCUCUGGGCUACAUCGCCUACCUCUUGGCCACGCACCCUGACGUCCAACAGAAGCUUCAUGACGAGAUCGAGUCUGUUCUCCCCAACAAGGUGAGCCCAUCGACGGCACAACCAAAGUUCAGCAAAGAGAACAGAGAAAGCAUCGAUCCUUACACGUACCUGCCCUUCGGAGCCGGUCCCCGGAACUGCAUUGGGAUGAGAUUUGCGCUGGUCACGAUGAAAGUGGCGAUUGUGAGGCUCCUGCAGCAUUUCUCCUUCAGGACCUGCAAAGAAACCCCGAUUCCCCUGGGGCUGGAUACCCAGGUCUUCUUAAUGCCAAAGAGACCGAUUGUUCUGAAGUUGGUGCCACGAGAAAAGGAAGAAUGA